CAGGACCCACACUGGUGAGAGACCAUAUGAAUGUGACAUUUGUCACAAGCGGUUUAGUGUCCAAAGUCAUCUUGUGACGCACGUAAGGACCCACACUGGUGAGAAACACAAAUGAAAGUGACGUUUUGUACAAGCGAUUUAGUGACCAAAGUUAUCGUAUACGGCACGACACGACACACACUGUCAGAUGACGAUAUGAUUGUGAUCUUUCCUCAAGCGGUUUAUCCAGAAAAGUGCUAUUGCUUGACACGUCGGGACCUCCAAAAAAAAUGUGUAUGUAGUGUCCACAUGACAUGCUUUUGAUAAGCCAUUUUGUGUAUCGUUUAUGCCAUGAGAUAUACAUUUCUCUGACAAGAUGAAGAACUAUUAAGGUUCUUUGGAAGAUUAGUCACGACGAUGCUACGAACGAGAAAUAUGAAGAACAAUCUAUUUUCGACAUUGAUUUUUGUUUUGCUUCUUAAUCGCUUGUUAAUCGAGACGAACUUUGUUCUUGAAAGUGUUAUUCGUAUUUUUUUGUAAAUUAUGUGAUUUGGGCGUUCAAUAAAAUAUUAGUUUGUCUGUAAUAUAAAAAUAGUACAGAAUUAAAACAUUUUUAAUUGUACUUGUGCUUUGAAUGUAACAGUGUUGAAGAUGUCCGUAGCUACAUAUAGUAAUGAUAUUCACUAGACUGCGUGCUUGGUCGUUCUCGCCAGUCUAACCUACUCUCUUCUUGUCUUGUUGCAGCUCUCCACUCCCUCUUCUGUACGGCACCACGCUCCUCCGAUGAAAUGCAUUCUGUUGACUUUUCACUUACACGUGCCAUCUCCUGUUGCAGCCGCUGACUCCGGCACAGCGAGAGAGACAACUCCCACCGACCGCCCUACGAACGCCCCGUGUCCGCUGCACGAGGGGAAGCAGGAGGCUGAGGACGGGAAGACCUUACUCCACGAGGAGCUCAUUCUGGACGACGAUGGCCCAGAAGGCGCUGACUCCAGCAUGCCGAGGGGACCGACGCCCGCACACCGCCCUCCGCGCCCCACCGACCCGCUGCAUCGGGCGUAUCAAGUGGCCGCGGACGAGAAGAUCACACAGCACCAGAGAGUGACUGUGGCAGAGGGUCCGGAAAGUUCAGGCAGCAGCGAGAACGGCCAGCUUGUGGUGACGAGGAGCUACUCGCUCCGCACCCGCCUGAGCUACGCCAUCCGAGACGGAGGAGAAGGCGGACUACGGGACGACGAUGAUCUCGAGCUGCACCCUGAAAGCAAUGGCGAGGACGACGUUGCCCUGGAGCAGCACCCCGAGGAUGGCGGCCAGGAAGCCGCUAGCGAGGCAGAGGCGGCCGAGGACAACAGCGGUUCAAAGCUGCACAAGGACCAAGUGCAGCGGAAGCAGAGGAACCGAUUGCCAACAGGGCGUGUUUACGGCGGACAAGAGUCGUACAAGUGUAAUGAGUGCCAAAGGUGUUUCACAAGGAAAAAUGAUCUUGCUAAGCACGUUAGGAGUCACACUGGUGAGAGACCAUAUGAAUGUGACAUUUGUCACAAGCGGUUUAGUAAUCAAAGUAAUCUUGCUCCGCACGUCAGGACCCACACUGGUGAGAAACCAUACGAAUGUGACAUUUGUAAUAAGCGUUUUAGCCGGAAAGAUGUUCUUGAUAUUCACGUCAGGACCCACACUGGUGAGAGACCAUAUGAGUGUGACAUUUGUCACAAGCGGUUUAGUGUCCAAAGUAAUCUUGUGACCCACGUGAAGAUUCACACUGGUGAGAAACCAUAUGAAUGUGAUGCCUGUCACAAGCGUUUUAUACAGAAAAGUGCUCUUACUUACCACUUGAGGACUCCUAAAAAAUGUGUAUCUAAUGUCCACAUGAGACGCUUUUGAUAAACCAUAUUUUCCAUCGUUUAAGCCAUAAGGGGCACAUUUCUUUGGCCAAGAUGAAGAGCUAUUAAGGUCUUUUGCAUGAUUGAUCACGACAAGAUGCUACGCACAAGAAUUAUCAAGAACAAGCUAUUUUCGGUAUUGAUUUUUAUUUUGCUUGUUAAUCGAGACUUUGUUCUUGACAGUUUCUGUUGGUAUUUUGUGUAAAUUAUGUAAUUUUGGCGUAUAUUAAAAUGUCAGUUUGUUAUCAAUAAUAACAGUACAGAAUUAUCAA
Frankliniella occidentalis (western flower thrips) is the source of this 2131-nucleotide messenger RNA. RefSeq names its product zinc finger protein 37-like. Gene Ontology annotation, molecular function: DNA-binding transcription factor activity, RNA polymerase II-specific; RNA polymerase II cis-regulatory region sequence-specific DNA binding. NCBI's taxonomy places the organism in Eukaryota, Metazoa, Arthropoda, Insecta, Thysanoptera, Thripidae. The transcript is spliced from 2 exons. The coding region runs from base 763 to 1860 and encodes 365 amino acids. Gene Ontology annotation, cellular component: nucleus. Gene Ontology annotation, biological process: regulation of transcription by RNA polymerase II. The record is from RefSeq and is a predicted model, not a curated record.